Messenger RNA from Eptesicus fuscus (big brown bat), 2859 nucleotides. RefSeq names its product peroxisomal biogenesis factor 10 (gene PEX10). Gene Ontology annotation, cellular component: peroxisomal membrane. Gene Ontology annotation, molecular function: zinc ion binding. Bases 30 to 1010 code for a protein of 326 amino acids. The record is from RefSeq and is a predicted model, not a curated record. The transcript is spliced from 6 exons. NCBI's taxonomy places the organism in Eukaryota, Metazoa, Chordata, Mammalia, Chiroptera, Vespertilionidae. Gene Ontology annotation, biological process: protein import into peroxisome matrix.
UGGGCGUGGCCAUCCGGGUCCCCGCGGCCAUGGCUUCCGCGGCCGCCAGUCCCCCCGAGGUGGUCCGCGCGGCCCAGAAGGACGACUACUACCGCGGCGGGCUGCGGAGCGCGGCGGGCAGCGCCCUGCACAGCCUGGCGGGCGCCAAGAAGUGGCUGGAGUGGAGGAAGGAGCUCGAGCUGCUGUCCGACGUGGCCUACUUUGGCCUCACCACACUUGCAGGCUACCAGACCCUCGGCGAGGAGUACGUUGGGCUCAUCCAGGUGGACCCGUCCCGGAGCCAAGUGCCUCUGAGGCUGCGCCGCGGCGUGCUGGUCGCGCUGCACGCGGUCCUGCCCUACGUGCUGGACAAGGCCCUGCUCCACCUGGAGCAGGAGCUGCAGGCCGACAGCAACGGCGCCCGCCCGUCGCAGGGCAGCCUGGCACCCAGCGCGAGAGGCCGGUCGGGAGCCCGGCGCUGGGUGCACAGGCAGGUGGCGGCCCUGCCGGAGCCGCAGAGGAAGGCGCUGCUGAGGGCCGUGCUGGUGUUCAGGCAGGGCCUGGGCUGCCUCCACCGGCUGCACGUCGCCUGGUUCUACAUCCACGGCGCCUUCUACCACCUGGCCAAGCGGCUCACGGGCGUCACCUACCUCCGCCUCCACCGCCCGCCUGCAGAGGACCUGAGGGCCCGGGCGAGCUACCGGCUGCUGGGCCUGGUCUCCCUGCUGCACCUGGCGCUGUCCCUGGGCCUGCAGCUCUACGGCUUCCGGCAGCGGCAGCGCGCCCAGCGGGAGUGGAAGCUGCACCGCAGGCUGUCUCGCCGCAGGAGCCUCACGGAGGAGAGAGCCGUGUCCCGGAACUCGCUGUGCACCCUGUGCCUGGAGGAGCGCAGGCACUCGACGGCCACGCCCUGCGGCCACCUGUUCUGCUGGGAGUGCAUCACCCAGUGGUGCGACACCAAGACGGAGUGUCCCCUGUGCAGGGAGAGGUUCCCUCCCCAGAAGCUGGUCUACCUGCGGCACUUCCGGUGACAGGACGGACGGACGGACGGAGCCACCGGCAGCCGCCUGUCAGGACAGACGUGAUGGAUUCUGAUGAACUUGCGCAGAAACCGUAAAGUCCUCUGGUUUUCUAUUUCCUGUCACAUAAGACCCUGUGCCAGCAGCUCAGGAGGAUAGGAGCUGGACGGCCAGGUUCGGGCAGGGGCUCCACUCAGCUCAGCUCCCCGCCAGGCCCCGCGUGGGCACCCACCCCCACCCCACAGUGCCAGGCGGUGGCUCCGCAGGGACUCCGCUCCCGGGAACAGGUCCUAGGCCCCUCCCUUCCCCACCGCUCAGCUGAGGACACACCAGUCCCUUCUGUGAUGAGAAGACGAGCCGCGUCUGGCGGGCGAGAGGACGUGGCCUGAAUGGGCAACACUUCCGGGCGCGUGGCAGCCCGCCAGGCGCACCUACAAACCGUCCCCACCGCAGCCGCUGCGCGGCGGCCAGGCACAGCCCCUCAGAGGCGUGGAGACCAGGGCGCCCGCCCACACCCUGUCCGGCAGGUGGCCUUCCUCGCCUGCGGACUUCCUCACUGACGGUUAGAGGGAAGGGAAGGGGAGAGACAGAAGCAUGGACAUGACACACACCGACUGGUUGCCUCUCACCUGCACCCCAACCUGGGCUGGAGAUCAAACCUGCAGCCGAGGUACAGGCCCUUGACCAGACUCGAACCCAUGACCAUGCAGUCUGUGGGCGGAAGCUCUAACCGCUGAGCCACACCUGCCUUAAUUCACAUGUCAAGUCUGUUCCCCAUUUAGGACACGGGUCUGUCCUGGUCCCUACAGACUCUGAGGCCCCUCCCCCGCCCAGGCUCCUGGGGCAGAGCCAGGUUGCCUGAGAAGUUUUCCUAACACUGAGGCCACAGACCCCCUCUGAGGCUGGCACUGGGACAGCCAUCACCUAUGUCCAGCCUACUUCCUGCCACGCAUUGUCAGGUUUUAAAAUCGUUUGACUCUACAGAGACAGAACUUUGCCGUAAACCCCCUUAAGAAACCAACCCCACAGAAGUAGGUGCGUUGAGAAAGCCCUAAGGCUGGGGCCACCCCCCUGGCCAGGACCUCGGGUCUGCGUGGCACCCCCACUGGAGUGCAGACGGGCCUGGGGCCACGGCCACGCAGGCCGCUCCCUAGAGUGAACUGUCCAGCAACAGGGACGCUGUUCUCCGCGGGAUGAAGGCCACAGGUCCUGACCAGCCAGCCUGAGCAGCAGACCUCCCGACGGGGAAUCCUGACUGACACUCGGCCGAGCGCGCAGCUCCCCACCAGCCGGCCCGGGCGCUCACUGGGACGGCGGUGCGCGGUGAGGCGGGCCCGGAGCCCUGGCAGCAGAGAAGUGCUGCUCGGGCAGCAUCCGCGCGUGAAGGUCCACAGCGGCAGGUGCAGAGCAAGAGCGGCCCUGGCCGGCGGCUCCGUUGGUUAGAGCACCGUCCGGUGCACCAAAGGGUUUUGUGGAGUCGAUCCCAGGGGGGCGCAUAUGGGAGGCAGCCCAUAGAUGUCCCUCUGACAUCCAUGUUUCUCUUCCCCUCUCCUCGCUCUCAAAUUAAAUGGACACAUAUCAUUGGGGGGCGGGUUAGGAAGCAGGAGGAGCUCAAGUCCAGGCAGGCAAAAAUGGCAAAAGAAACACAUCCACACCCAAUGUCAGAAACCCUGAGACGUGGGCAGCUGCUCAGCCCAAGUCUGAACCCGACCCCCGAGAAAGAACGCUCACGGCUCCGCGCCGGCCCCAGCCUGCCUCGCGCUGCCCGCCCUGCUGCCUGGGCAGAGUCCCGCGGGCGCCUCUGGAUACAGACUCCGUGAGGAAGGGGACGCCACCUUUAAUAAAGUUUGAAUAAAAGUCA